GAAGGGGAGGAGGCGGAGCAGCAGGUGUAAAAUCCCAUGUCGCUGGGAGAAGGAAGAAAUGAUUUUCAAGAGCCACAACCUGCAGCUGAGCACAGAUACUCUUGGCCUCUGCACAGCGCUUGUCCCCCUGGCUGCCUGAAGCUUCCCGACCUUUCAUCCCCAGAGCCAGCCCUGCCCAUGGGAGCAGCCUGGGGCUUGGUGGAAUAUGGCUGUAAGAUUCCAGGUCACAGCCAUGGAGGAGAUGAUCAUCUGGGAGCAGCACACGGUGACGCUGAGUAAGGACCCUCGACGGGGCUUUGGCAUCGCCAUCUCAGGAGGCAGGGACCGUCCCAGCGGCGUGGCAGGGGACCCCUCCAUCGUGGUCUCAGAUGUGGUACCUGGCGGUCCAGCAGAUGGCAGGCUCCAGAUGAGGGAUCACAUUGUGAUGGUGAACGGCCUCUCCCUGGAGAACGUGCCCUCCUCCUUCGCCAUCCAGACGCUCAAAACCUGUGGCAAGUUAGCCAACAUCACAGUGAAGAGACCCAAGAAAAUUCAUCUUCCUGUGACCAAAACCAGCCAGGCGCUCUCCAGUGACUCCUUGCACACGCCCGAUGCUGUCCAGUACGAUUCGGAUGAGUAUGGGUACCAGGGAGACGAGGCGUCGCCACGGAGCACAGGGAAAGGAGACCGGCACGACAGUUAUGGCAGGACUCGGCCUCAGGAUGAUGUGGAUUACAACAGAGGCUAUGACGGAGACUCCUCCAGUGAGAGGAGCUCCGGCCACUAUCGGGAGAACCGCGAUAUUCGAAGGCCGACAUCCAGAGGCAAAAGGCGGAGCCAAGAUGGCAGCUACAGGAGACAGAGCCGAGACAGCGGCUCUGAGAGGCAGAGUUACCACAGACAUCACUCCACCAAUGGGUAUGGCCACGAAGAGGACACCAAUGGGCUUGCCCUAGUUUCUGGGUUCAAGAGGCUGCCGCCCCAGGAGGUACCAGUGAAACCCAUCCACGCUGUUCUGGUGAAGCGGAAAGAGGAUGAAGAGUACGGCUUGAAGCUGGGAAGUCAGAUCUUUAUCAAACACAUCACGGAGACAGGCUUGGCUGCCAACGACAGCUCGCUGCAGGAGGGGGACCUCGUUUUAAAGAUUAAUGGCAUCGCCAGCGAGAACAUGUCUCUGGCUGACACCCGCCGGCUGAUUGAAAGGUCAGAGGGGACGCUGAGGCUGCUUGUGUUCCGGGACAACCGGCAGUUCCUGGUCAGCAUCCCACAAGUGGUGGACAGCGACAGUGCGGGAGGGGAGACGGCCCAGCAGGGAGAGGCUGGACACGAUUCAGAACGAUGCUCCAGUCCCAGGUACAGCCCAGACGCCAAGAUUGUGCGCUUUGUGAAGGCCAAGAGCAUGGGGCUGGGGCUGGCUGGCGGCAAGAGCCCCGCAGCCGGCCAGGGCAUCAGAGAGGGGGACCAGGUUCUGCAGGUGAACGAGACCAGCUUCCAGAGCCUGACCCGAGAGGAGGCCGCGCAGUACCUGCUGUCCGUGCCGCCGGGCGACGAGGUGGUUCUGCUGACCCAGAGCAAGCAGGACAUCUACAGGAAGAUGCUCAAGUCCAACGUGGGGGACUCGUUCCACAUCCGCACGCACUUUGACUUCGAGAAGGAUGCUCCCUCUGGGCUGAGCUUCACGCGGGGCGAGGUCUUCCACGUGCUGGACACCAUGUACCGCAGCAAGCUGGGCAGCUGGCUGGCUGUGCGCGUGGGCAGAGACAUGCAGGAACUGGACAAGGGAAUCAUCCCCAACAAGAGCAGGGCUGAGCAGAUCUUGAAGGCCACCUCUGUCGCCAGCUCCUCCGGGGCCCGGGCCGAGUUCUGGAAGCUGCGGGGCCUGCGGGGGGCCAAGAAGACGCUGCGGAAGAGCCGCGAGGACCUGUCGGCUCUCACCAAGCAAGGCCACUAUCCACCCUACGAGUGGGUGGUGCUGCGGGAAGCCAGCUUCAGGCGGCCAGUCGUGAUCCUGGGGCCCAUCUCUGACAUCGCCAUGGAGAAGCUGAGCACCGAGCUGCCUGAUCAGUUUGAAAUGGCCCAGAGCGUGCCCCGUGACGGGGGGUCGGCCAAGGUCAUUAAACUGGACUCGGUGCGGCAGAUCGCUGAGAAGGGCAAGCAUGCGCUGCUGGACAUCACGCCGGCGGCGGUGGAGCGGCUCAACUACGUGCAGUACUACCCGGUGGUGGUGUUCUGCGAGCCCGACAGCAGGCGCGCCCCCAACUCCAAGAAGAGCUCCCGGCGCCUCUAUGCGCAGGCCCUCAAGAUGAAGAAGAAUUACAGCUACCUCUUCACAGCCAGCAUCAGCCUCAGCGACAGCACCAACACCUGGUACCAGAGCCUCAAGGAGAUCAUCCGGACCCAGCAGGCCCGGCCCAUCUGGACUGCGGAGGAGCAGGUAGCCACGGGGACCCUCUCACUCCUCCAGACUGGGUGCUGGGAAGAGUCCUCACCAGGCCGCGGGGGCUGGGUGGGAAGGAGGGACUCUGCAGGGGUGUCCGUCCCGGAGCCCAGCCAGGGCCUGACCCAGCAUCGUGCCGCCCACAGGGAGUACGAGCACAGCGCGCUGAAGAAGAAGUUCACACAGGCCCGGGCCUACGACUCCGAUGAGGACGAAGGUUACGACUGGGGCCCAGCCACGGACCUGUAGCCCCUCAAAUGGGCCUCCUCCCCCUCCACUCUGCCUGCUAGAAAGAGCCUGUCAUGCUGCACCGUCUCGUUGAUGCCCAGGACCAGAGCAACACCCCCCAGGCCCCCAUUCCUUUCUGCCCUGGGUCCAGCCCUCCGUCCCUUCUCAGCGGGGGCUGGCUCGCUCUGGCACACUGAGGUACAGGGCUAAUCUUCCUAAACCCAGGGCUGAGGGCAGCAGGCUGCUAGCGCUUGGCCUGAGCUGUUCUCCUGGGGCCCCAGCCUCUGAACACUUCCUAGAUUUUAAUUCUCCUCCCCCUCGCUGGAGCCAGAGCCCAGCCAGCCCCCAUCUCAGGCAAGUGCAGCUCUGCCCAGGGUGAGUCACGGGGCAGGGCUCCCUGGCUGGGGCGGUAAAUAGCCCUGCCUUUGUCUGUAUUAAAUAAAGGGACUUUUCACUAA
Pelodiscus sinensis (Chinese soft-shelled turtle) is the source of this 3102-nucleotide messenger RNA. The record is from RefSeq and is a predicted model, not a curated record. NCBI's taxonomy places the organism in Eukaryota, Metazoa, Chordata, Testudines, Trionychidae.